Molecule: messenger RNA, 1023 nt
Organism: Acyrthosiphon pisum (pea aphid)
Lineage: Eukaryota; Metazoa; Arthropoda; Insecta; Hemiptera; Aphididae
Product: protein ANTAGONIST OF LIKE HETEROCHROMATIN PROTEIN 1-like
Exons: 3
Coding region: 1-1023 (340 amino acids)
Source: RefSeq, a predicted model, not a curated record
AUGGAACAAUUUCAUUUUAUAUUAGCAUUAGUAAAAAAUGAUAUAACAUUACCUGCAUCAAACAGAAUAAAAAAUCCAAUUUCGCCCGAUGAGAAAUUAGCUGUUACUUUAAGAUAUCUUGCUACUGGGGAAUCAUUUCGGUCACUUUCUUUUGCGUUCAGAAUUUCACAUAGUUACAUUAGUAUUAUCGUAAAAGAUACACUUUCGACGUUAAAAAAACACCUAAUGCCAAUUUUUCUACCCGAUUUAUCAACUAUCGACUUAAAUAAAAAAGCAUCAGAGUUUUGGACUAAAUGGAAUUUUCCAAACUGCGUUCUAGCGAUAGAUGGAAAACACGUUCGAAUUAGAUGUCCAGAAAAAACAGGGUCGCUAUUUUUUAACUAUAAAGAUUACUUCUCUAUUGUAAUGUUAGCAAUGGUCGACGCCAACUAUAAAUUUAUUGCCAUUGAUGUUGGAUCAUUUGGCAGAGAAGGAGACAGUGGCAUAUUUUUAAAAUCUACUAUGGGUCAACAGAUACUGGAUGGAUCAUUUGGUUUUCCAGAAAAAAAACAAUUACCUGGAUCUGAUAAAGUAUUACCUCACGUUAUAGUAGGAGAUGAAGCUUUUAGACUCCACCCUAAUAUUAUGAAACCAUAUACUCGACAAUCUGCAAGACACGAUAAAUCAAAGGCAGUUUUUAAUUAUAGAUUGAGUCGUGCUAGGAGGGUGACGGAAAACGCAUUCGGAUUGUUAAGCCAGGUAUUCCGUGUAUUUUAUCAGCCCAUUAACAAUGAUCCAGUGACGUGUGAUGAUCUUAUUGUAGUUGCUUGUUGUUUACAUAAUUUACUACGAGAUUCAUAUUUAGAAGAAAAUGGACAAGCAUUUUUUGAUGAGCGUGAUUCAAGUACAACACUACAAACAAACAACCUAAUACCAAUAACAAGAGGAGGUGGUUUUACAAAUGCAGAAGGUUUUUUAGUUCGAGAUUCUUUUAAGGAUUUUUUUUGUAAUGAAGGAUCUGUGUCAUGGCAGGAAGACAAAUAA